AUGUUUGGCGACUUUGAACAGGCCGAAGGUAUCACACCCACAAACCAGGCCAGUCAAAGCAACGACGAGUUACUCAUUCCAAUCCACGAUGAUCACAAUCACCCACAGUCAACCUUCUCUGGUAGUCAGUCCGACAAGGACGCACCCACAACUCACAACCCACCGGGAAGCCUCGACCCGACGUUAGACCUCACUUCAGUUGCUACUGGUUGCUACAGCAACGAGCCAACGAUUCCUAAUCACCACUUAAUCAUCAACGAAGCGGAGACAAUUUUACCCGAUGUUACAUGCGUCACCCAAAGCAGCAACUUUAACAUGUCAGCAAACUCCUACGCCUCCAAUCAAGACGGUGAAAAUCAGCCAUUGCUAAAAAGAAUCGACAGUGAGAGCACUCAAGUGAUAAAGAAUACAUUUCCCGAUGACGCCGAGUUCACUAGCUUUGUAAAGGAGGUUGAGCAAGCCAUAGAAAAUGGCAAUAUGCCUACUCGCAUUUCACAAGGCUCCAGCGGGAGCUACUUUGUCCGAAACAGUGACGCAUCGAAAGUUACUGGGGUUUUCAAGCCCAAGGAUGAAGAGCCCUACGGAAUGCUGAACCCAAAGUGGACCAAAUGGAUGCACAAACUCUGCUGCCCUUGCUGCUUUGGCCGGUCCUGUCUGGUGCCCAACCAAGGGUACCUGUCAGAAGCAGGCGCCUGGGUUGUCGAUCGAAAGCUACAGCUGAACAUUGUUCCUAAGACCAGGGUUGUUCGACUGACUAGUCUAACUUUUAACUAUUCUGCAAUCGAUCGCGCGAAAUCGAGAACUAAACGAAAUGUGUCCGAACGAUUUCCCAAAGUCGGUCGUCAUUUCAACCGAAUUGGCUUGCCACCCAAGGUGGGCUCUCUUCAAAAAUACGUUGAAGGAUAUGAAGAUGCCUGCGUUUGGUUACGAAAAAUCGAAUCGAAUCCGCUGGAAGGAGAAAUCCUCGAUGAUUUCCAGUUUCAAUUCGAGAAGCUAGUCGUUUUGGACUAUAUUAUUCGAAACACCGACAGAGGCAAUGAUAACUGGCUAGUCAAGCAGGUACUCGACGCUGACAAAAAUGUGGUCCAAAUUAAAAUUGCAGCUAUAGACAAUGGCUUGGCUUUCCCUUUCAAGCACCCUGACGAGUGGCGAGCCUAUCCCUACUACUGGGCGUGGAUUUCCUUCGCCAAAAAGCCAUUCUCUGACCGGAUUUGUGAUUUAGUCUUACAUCAACUGUCUGACAUGAACUUUGUCCAAGAGCUAUGCGAUGAGCUGUUUGUCCUCUUUUCGACCGACAAAGGCUUUGACAGGAACAUUUUCGAAAAACAAAUGUCGGUAAUGCGCGGACAGAUUUUGAAUCUAACACAAGCCCUCAAAGACAAGAAAAGUCCACAGCAGCUAAUUCAAAUGCCAGCUAUAAUCAUGGAACGAAGCCGCAUUUCAAACAAGGGGCGUCUAAGGACCAUGACUGAGAACUUUACGCAAAGUUUUCAGAGGAAGACUCCGUUCUUUUCGUGGUGGUAG
Messenger RNA from Rhagoletis zephyria (snowberry fruit fly), 1524 nucleotides. The record is from RefSeq and is a predicted model, not a curated record. Lineage: Eukaryota; Metazoa; Arthropoda; Insecta; Diptera; Tephritidae.